AUGCAGCUUUUGCUGGAUUCCUUAACAGUUGAUGUUAAUGAGAGGAGAGCCAUGGUGACGUCGACCAAUGGCAAACGAUCUGGGCCUUUGAAAGGAGAGACUGAAUCUCAAAGCGUACUUAUAACGAUGACCACGCGGUUUGCAGAAGACACUUCUCGUUGGGCGGUCGCCGGGUGCCUGUCUCGCCUUCGGAGUCUUCUGCGUCUGGCCAUCACGGAGAGAUCAAUAGGACAUAAGGUAUCUAGAAAUAAUAUUCCAGCAAAGAGUGAUAUAUUUACCAUGUCAACACGCAGUCCCUGUAAACAACAAAGAUAUAUUAGUUAUACCGACCAUAGUAACCCAACAACCUUAGUACUGUUCAAGUACACUGAACUGGCCGGUUUCCUGUCCACUUGGGGCGUGGGAAUCUUCAGGGUGGCAGAUGGCGACAGGGAUGCCAACGCGACAGAAGACCAGCUGUCACAGAUGGUUCCUUUAGCUCGUCAGAUUCGCCUCAGCCACCGAUGCACCAACGUUGUGGUGAUCAGCCGUGACCUGACCUUCCUCUACGCCUUCGCCAAGAGGUCACUCCGAGGCCGCCUGUUGGUCUGGUCGACGAAGCUCCUCCUGGUCACCCGCCAAGCUCUACAGGAGGUCCAGAAGCUCUUGGAAGCUCACUGGACUUUCGCCAUGAUGAACGCGGCCAUUCUGAAUCUUUGGGAAGACGCGGGCGGGGUCAGAUACGACGUGUAUCUCCACCUGCCCUACGGACCGGACGGGGAAAAAUCGCGCCGUGUGGCCAGCUGGACGGCGGGUCGCGGCGUCGCUCUCAUAGCCGGCCGUCGCCUCUUCCCCGAAAAAUUCUUGGACUUCCACGGCGCCGAGGUCGGAGUGACUGCCCUGCCCUUCCUCCCCUUCUGGGACGUGACCAAGGAGAAGGGAAAGGACGGCGACGAAGAGGAACGCUACACGGGGACUGACUACAUGCUACUCGAGACGCUGGCGAGGAAACUGAACUUCACCAUCCGCAUGCUGCCGGUGGCGUCGUGGGCGGAGGCCACGAGACUCGUCGAGGAGCGGCUGGCGUUCUGCUCGUCCAUCUACCACAUCGUCUUCCCCGACCGCCUGGACCGCUACGAUUUCACCUACACCUACGAGUUGGCGCAGCUGUCCUUCAGUCUGGCCAAGCCCUUCCUCAAGCCCCGCUGGCAGAGUCUCUACUACCCGCUGACCGACGAGGUGUGGGCGGCGAUUCUUGCGGCGGUGGUGGUCGUCCCGCUGGUGGCGUUCGGGAUCACCCGCCUCUGGCCCGUGGGAGAAGCGGAGGAGGAGGAGGACGAGAGCGGGGCAAGGGCGUGGCGAACGAAGCUAGGAAGGGUCGCCCAGGACUUCAUAGGGAUGCUCCUCGGGCAGUGUCCCCCUCAAGGGCUACCCAGGAGAGCUUCCACUCGAGUCCUGGUUGGGACUUGGCUGGUCUUCUCCCUAGUGGUGGUCGCCAUCUACCGAGGGAAUCUGACGGCGUCACUCAUGCUGCCCAAGUACCCGCCGAGGCCUGAGACGCUGGCCGACCUCCUCACCGCCGUAGAUGCAAUCGCCAUGCCGCCCUACGGAGAGGAUCACCGUCGUUUCUUCAAGGCAUCAGAUUCCAUUAUCUUCAAUCGGGCAGCGGAUCUUAUGGUGAUCGGACCGUCGGUGAUGGAGGGACUGACGGGCGCUACGCAGGGGAAGUGCGUUCGAGUUGCUUCGUCUGGGUGUUAG
Molecule: messenger RNA, 1737 nt
Organism: Penaeus indicus
Lineage: Eukaryota; Metazoa; Arthropoda; Malacostraca; Decapoda; Penaeidae
Exons: 11
Coding region: 1-1737 (578 amino acids)
Cellular component (GO): membrane
Molecular function (GO): ligand-gated monoatomic ion channel activity
Source: RefSeq, a predicted model, not a curated record